Molecule: messenger RNA, 460 nt
Organism: Triplophysa rosa
Lineage: Eukaryota; Metazoa; Chordata; Actinopteri; Cypriniformes; Nemacheilidae
Exons: 3
Coding region: 23-367 (114 amino acids)
Biological process (GO): G protein-coupled receptor signaling pathway; positive regulation of MAPK cascade; adult feeding behavior
Molecular function (GO): neuropeptide hormone activity
Source: RefSeq, a predicted model, not a curated record
GUACUUUAACAGAACACCCGUCAUGACCAGUUUACCUGUACUUUUCAUUGCGCUUCUCUGUGUUUUAUACAUAAAUUCUAAUAUCAGCGGCGUGGAUUCGAGACCACCGGAUAAUUUACCAAUAGCAGCGCACAAUGACGACGUGACUGACGAGACAAGACAUCAGAAACAUAAACAGAUCGUGCCCAUGUUGAGGAGAAAGUUCAACCGUCUUCCGGGUGUAUGUAGACGUCUGAGGAGAAGAAGGAUAACUAUUCUGUGUAACACAGCAAAGUUCUGUUCUGCCAGAAGGCACUCCCUACAUGGCCACAUGUGCUCCUGUCCAAAACGCUCAAAGUGCAAAUAUUUCUUUUUAUGGAGUUUGUGACAUUGCACUGCAAAAUGCGUUUAUAUUAUGAAGGACUUAAUAUGACUUUUGAAUUAUCUUUUGUACCAAGUGGAUGAAUAAAGAAAGAAGUCA